AUGGCUCCAAACACCUCCAGAAAGCAAAAGAUCACCAAGACCUUCACCGUCGACGUCUCGUCUCCAACUGAGAACGGUGUGUUCGACCCAGCUUCCUACGCCAAGUACUUGGUGGAGCACAUCAAGGUUGACGGCCACUUGGGCAACUUGGGCAACGCCAUCACUGUUGAGGAGAACGGCACUACUGUGACCAUUGUGUCCACUGCCAAGUUCUCUGGUAAGUACUUGAAGUACUUGACCAAGAAGUACUUGAAGAAGAACCAGUUGAGAGACUGGAUCAGAUUCGUCUCUAGCAAGACCAAUGAGUACAAGUUGACCUUCUACCAGGUCACUCCAGAGGAUGAGGAGGACGAGGAAUAA
Eremothecium gossypii ATCC 10895 is the source of this 360-nucleotide messenger RNA. RefSeq names its product 60S ribosomal protein eL22 (gene RPL22B). Lineage: Eukaryota; Fungi; Ascomycota; Saccharomycetes; Saccharomycetales; Saccharomycetaceae. The transcript is spliced from 2 exons. The record is from RefSeq and is marked provisional. The coding region runs from base 1 to 360 and encodes 119 amino acids. Gene Ontology annotation, cellular component: ribosome. Gene Ontology annotation, molecular function: structural constituent of ribosome; RNA binding. Gene Ontology annotation, biological process: cytoplasmic translation.